Molecule: messenger RNA, 792 nt
Organism: Melitaea cinxia (Glanville fritillary)
Lineage: Eukaryota; Metazoa; Arthropoda; Insecta; Lepidoptera; Nymphalidae
Product: protein lethal(2)essential for life-like
Exons: 1
Coding region: 88-660 (190 amino acids)
Biological process (GO): protein refolding; response to heat
Molecular function (GO): protein folding chaperone
Source: RefSeq, a predicted model, not a curated record
CUUGGCAGUUGUUUGAACUGAUUUCAAGCGAGCGAAUCAAGCGAACUUUUGUGCUUUACGUGCUACAAUUUUGUUUUUGUAAACAAAAUGGCGCUAAUACCAUACUUAUUGGAUUGUGAAUUAAGACCGCGACGUUUCCGUGACCAGCUUUUUGGAUUGGAUUUGUCUCCAGAUGACUUUCUAACUGAUGUUUUUGAUCGUCCGUCUCGGAGCUACUUGCGUCCGUGGAGAAACUUAGCGUCUCUAGCACGCGAUGUCGGUUCUACGAUCAAGUCGGAUAAAGAUAAAUUUCAAGUUAAUUUAGACGUUCAACAUUUCUCACCAGAAGAAAUAUCCGUUAAGACAACCGAUAAUUAUGUGGUCGUCGAAGGUAAACAUGAAGAAAAGAAGGACGAACACGGUUUUAUUUCGAGACAAUUUAAACGCCGGUACGCGUUACCUGAAGGCUGUAAUCCAGAAUUGGUUGAAUCUAAAUUAUCUUCUGACGGAGUUUUGACAAUCACAGCUCCUAAACGUACAUCGGAGAAUGAAAACGAGAGAAUUGUGCCUAUUUCACAAACCGGUCCUGUUCGGCGAAAACUGCAUGAUUCUGAUGAUAAAGAAGAACCCAAUGGUGAAGUAGAAGAAUCAAAAGCUCCACAGAAGAAGAGGAAACGUUAAGUGUAUUAGCCAUCAUAUAUACCUAUCAGUAAUUAUUAGUUUUAAGGAUUUAAUUAAGAUUUAACAAACUCAAAGACUGAGUCUUACUAAUAAUUAAAAAUGAUUUUUAAUAAACAAUAAUUUCUAUCUACA